This is a messenger RNA of Penicillium longicatenatum, 4332 nucleotides long. RefSeq names its product putative ABC multidrug transporter. NCBI's taxonomy places the organism in Eukaryota, Fungi, Ascomycota, Eurotiomycetes, Eurotiales, Aspergillaceae. Bases 1 to 4332 code for a protein of 1443 amino acids. The record is from RefSeq and is a predicted model, not a curated record. Gene Ontology annotation, cellular component: membrane. The transcript has 7 exons. Gene Ontology annotation, biological process: transmembrane transport. Gene Ontology annotation, molecular function: ATP hydrolysis activity; ABC-type transporter activity; ATP binding.
AUGCCCGCUCCUCUUCACGCUCGUCCUCAUCCUUCUUUCCCCCAAGGGCAAGAGGGGCCGGCCUCAGGGGUCCAAGGUCCGCGAGUCCAGGUAUCUCAUGAGGAUGAGGACGCUAUUGCCCAUAUUCAUCGUACCCUGACCAAAAAGAGCCACGGAGCCAGCCAUCAAUAUUCAGAACCUCACUCGUCAUUUGACAGAUUCUUAGAAGAACAGGUUCAAAACGGAAAGAAACAGGUCAAUAUUGGAGUGUCCUUCCAAUCCGUCUCCACUUGGGGCGAAGGUAGUGGCCAUGAUGAGGUGAAGACGUUGGGAACAGCCUUGUGGCGUACCCUCACGUUGCAGGAUAUCUAUGAAUGGACCAUCCAGCCCUGGCGAACGACGAAGAAACCCCAAGAGGGUCGUCCUUUGAUCAGGGACUUCUCGGGGGUGGUAGAGAGUGGAGAAAUGAUGCUGGUUCUGGGACGCCCAGGAGCUGGCUGUUCAUCAUUCCUUCGAACUAUCGCAGGACAUCAUUCAUCUUUCCUAGGGGUGACAGGCUCCAUAGACUACUCUGGACUCAGCCCCGAAGAGAUUCGCAAGCACUAUCGCAGUAUGGUCGCGUAUGUGCCUGAGGAUGAUGUUCAUUUCCCUACCUUGACUGUGCGACAGACCUUGGAAUUUGCUUUGCAGAGCAAGACCCCCAAGCGCUUUCAAGAACGAAUUCCGCGCUAUUUGGAGAUUUAUGGUCGAGUUUUUGGUAUGACCCAUACAAUGAACACUCUCGUUGGUAACGAGUACAUCCGGGGUGUUUCGGGUGGCGAGCGCAAGCGUAUCUCGAUCAUCGAGUCACUCGCUACCGAUUCGUCGGUAACGUGUUGGGAUAACUCCACUCGAGGACUGGAUGCCUCUUCUGCUCUGGAUUAUGCCCGUAGUCUGCGCAUCAUGACGGAUACUUGUGGAAAAGCGACACUACUUACGCUUUACCAAGCUUCUGACGCCACUUACGAGCUGAUGGACAAGGUACUUCUCAUCGAUGAGGGACGGAUGCUCUUUCAAGGCCCGGCACACGAAGCUAAGCGGUACUUUGAAGACCUGGGAUACGAGUGUGCCCAUAUGCAGACCACUUCCGACUUCCUCACCAGUAUCACGGUACCGGAGAGACGCAGGUUUCGUCCGGGAUGGGAGAACCGGGCUCCCAAGGGGCCCAUUGAGCUGGAGGCGGCGUUCCGACAGAGCUUAGCCUUCAAAAAUAUCGAGAAUUCCCUCGAGCGAUACGAGGAGCAACGCACUGGCAAGUCCUCCGCAACCAGCCAGUGCGGAUCGGAGUGUGACAGCGUGGAGGAAAUCAAGCGGACCAUACAGAGUGACAAGUCCCGCUUUGUGUCGUCCAAGUCACCGUAUACCAUCUCGCUAUUUCGUCAGAUUGUGCUCUGUAGCCAGCGGCAGAUGUGGCAGCUAAAGGGUCACAUGGGACCGUUGUACAUCAAGUUGAUCUCUGCCGUGGUCUAUGGAUUAUUGGUGGGAUCCAUGUUUUAUGAUCAACCCCAAACUACUGAAGGAAUGUACUCGCGAGGAGGUGUGUUGUUUUACUCGUCAAUUCUGCUUGCCUGGUUGCAGAUGUCGGAACUGGAAGAUGCCAUGCAGGGACGUGAUAUCCUCAGCCGCCAGAAAAAGUUCGCAUUUGUGCGCCCCAGUGCAGUCUGUUUGGCUCAAGGUCUACAGGAUAUGGUGGUGAGCGCACUUCUCACCUUUCUGUACCUGAUCGUCCUCUACUUUCUGUCUGGUCUCCGCUCAGAGGCCGGUCCAUUCUUCAUUGAUUUUCUGUUUAUCUAUUUGUGCACCAUCUGCCUGACAUCGCAGUUCCGUGUGUUUGCUGCGGCAUCCAAUAACUUUGAAGUUGCAUUACGCUAUUGCGGUGUAUCUGUGCUUUUCUGUAUCGUAUUCGGUGGCUACGUUCUCUCCGUCGACAAGAUGAUUCAAGAUGUCCCUUGGGUGGGAUGGCUUGCAUAUACCACCCCGGCUUUGUAUACAUACGAGGCGCUCAUGGCAGCCGAGUUCCACAACAUGAAUUUCACCUGUGCCUCUGGAUCGGUUGUUCCAUCGGGACCCGAUUAUACCGACGUCGCAUAUCAAACAUGCGCGUAUGCUGGCAGCCGGAUUGGCAGCACGGUGGUAAAUGGCGAUGACUACCUGGCUGCCCAGUUUGGAUUUUACUACAGCCACGUGUGGCGGAACUUUGGCAUCCUUUGUCUCUUCACAAUCGCGUUUGUGACCCUCACUUGCUGGCUAAAUGAAACUCUGGAGUGGGAGCUGGACAGCGCUGGGCCAAUACAAUACGCAUCUUCUGGUUGGUUCCAACGCAAGAACAGAAUAAACCAGGAGACCGACGAGGAAAAAGCCCCAGUUCCCCGGGACCCCAAGGCUACUCCAGUCGCAUACAUGGAAAGGAAAUCUGGGCAGACGUUGGCUGCCACAGAAUCUAUGUUCACUUGGGCUGACUUGGAACUCAACGUCCAAAUUGGCAAAGAAUCUCGAAAAUUAUUGGACGGAGUCUGCGGCUACUGUAAGCCAGGGACUCUGACAGCUCUCGUCGGAGCAUCGGGUGCUGGAAAGUCGACACUCCUGACUGCGCUUACACAACGUCAAAGUGCUGGUACUCUAACCGGAUCUCUCUAUGUAGAUGACCAUCCCAUCGAUGGAUCCUUCAACCGACAGAUUGGCUACUGCCAACAAAUGGACAUUCACGACGAAAGCAGUACUAUUCGCGAGGCCUUUGAAUUCUCAGCUUUGCUUCGCCAAAGCCGAGAGACCCCGAAGGAAGAGAAAGUCGCCUACGUCGAGACUGUGCUGCAAACACUGGAUCUGGUAGACCUGCAGAGUGCCGUGAUCGGAUCCUUGGAUAUCGAGAAGAAGAAGCGUGUCACAAUUGGAGUUGAGCUCUGUGCCCGACCAAGACUACUUUUAUUCCUCGAUGAACCGACAAGCGGAUUGGAUAGUCAGGGUGCAACUAGUAUUGUGGGAUUGCUCAGACGUUUGGCAGACCAAGGACUUGCGGUUCUUUGCACCAUCCACCAGGCUAACCAGCAACAAUUCGAGGAGUUUGAUCGAGUUCUCGCCCUGAGCCCUGGUGGAAGUACGUAUUACUUUGGGCCCGUAGGCGAAUCGGGCAAAGCGAUUUUUGAUUAUUUUACGAAACACGGAAUCAACCCAGAGAAUAUCACCAACGCUGCCGAUUUUCUUAUCGAGAUUGCAGUUGGUGGUAUGAAAACCUCUGGCGUCAGCUGGGCUUCCAUCUGGCGCAGUUCUCCAGAGGCCGAGGACGUUCGAAAGACAAUUUCUGGAAUUCGCCAAGAGCACCACCACGCCGCUCUAACCGCACCCUCCCCACCUGCUAUUUACCAACAGACCGCUCUUCUUACCCAGCGGACGUGUCGUCAGUUCUGGAGAACGGCGGAAUACCCAUACUCGCGUCUCUACUCGUCCUUCCUCCAUGCUCUCAUCAACGGUCUUACGUAUCUCCAGAUUGGAGAUAGUGCCACGGACCUCCAGUCCAAGGCUUUCUCCUGCUUUUUGGUUCUGAUGCUGGUGCCCGAGUUCAUCAACGCCAUCUCCAUGCGCUUCAUCAUGAACCGUGAUAUUUGGCUUGCCCGAGAAGGGCCAAGUGGAGUGUAUAGUUGGGUUGCCUUUAGCACAGCCCAGAUCCUGUCCGAAAUCCCGUAUGCCAUUAUCGGAGCAGUCAUUUUCUACAUCUUGUAUUACUUUAUGGUCGGAUUGCCUUUGGGUUUCGCGGCAGGAUACAGUUUCCUGAUGUUUUUCUUGUUUUUCCUAUUUGCCACGUCCUGGGGACAGUGGAUUGCUGCUUUGAGCUCUGACUCGAUGGUGGCGGCGACUUUGAUGCCGUUCUUUAUUAUCAUGUGUGAGCUUUUCAACGGAAUCUUGCGUCCUCAUGACCAGAUGCCUGCUUUCUGGAAGUAUACUGCGUACUAUACCACACCAUUUACCUAUUGGAUUGGUGGAGUUCUUACGGCGGUUCUUGGUGGUACAUCGGUGGUCUGCGACGAGAGCGAGCUGACGCUGUUUGCGAGCCCGCCAAACAUGACCUGUGGCGAGUAUGCCGGAUCCUGGCUCGCCGAGAAAGGCGUUGGUUACCUGUUCGACCCGGAGAGCACCGGGACCUGUGGGUACUGCGAGUAUAGCCGGGGUGAUGACUAUCUAUCCGGCAUUGGUCUGGAUGACUCGAAGAUGUGGCCUUAUUUCGGCAUAUUUCUCGGCUUCACGAUCGCAAACUACUUCAUGGUCUACCUUCUUGUAUAUGUGCGAUCCGUCAUGAAGCCAUUUUGGAAGUCUGGAUGA